UAGAAUACACUUCAUACAUUGCAAUAGGUUUUCUUUCUUUUUUUUUUGCUCCAAGAAAUUUGAAGGACAAAAAGGGAUUUAUUUGUUAGGGAAAUCUUGAGGUGCAGGCUGCAUUACUUUGCAUAGAGAUUGUGUAAAGAGUGGAAAAGAUUGAAGUAGAGAGAGAAAGAUGAGCGAGAGGAAACCAUUGAUCCCACCUUUUUCUUCUUCACAAAAGCUCCCUGAUUUCAAGCAAUCUGUAAAACUCAAGUAUGUGAAGCUCGGUUACCAUUACUUAAUCACCCAUGGAAUGUACCUUUUUUUAUCCCCUCUUUUGGUGAUUGUUGCUGCCCAAAUCUCGACUUUCUCUCUCCAAGACAUUUCGGUUCUUUGGAGCCAUCUUAGAUUCAAUCUCAUCUCGGUAAUCGUUUGCUCUGCCCUAUUGGUUUUCCUCUCGACCGUCUAUUUCCUCACCCGCCCUCGCCCUGUCUACCUCGUGAAUUUCUCGUGCUACAAACCCGAUGAGGACCGGAAAUGCACUAGGCAGAUCUUCAUGGAGAGGUCGAGUUUGACCGGUACGUUUACUCAAGAGAAUCUCGAGUUCCAGCGGAAGAUUCUGGAAAGAUCCGGUCUUGGAGAGUCCACUUAUCUCCCAGAAGCGGUUCUGCGGGUCCCGCCGAAUCCGUGCAUGGAUGAAGCGAGGAAAGAAGCCGAGGCUGUAAUGUUUGGUGCGAUUGACGAGCUUCUUGCGAAAACAUCCUUGAAACCUAAAGACAUUGGGAUCUUGAUUGUUAACUGCAGCCUUUUUAACCCUACACCUUCUUUGUCCGCUAUGGUUAUAAAUCAUUACAAGCUUAGAGGGAAUAUAAUUAGCUACAAUCUUGGUGGGAUGGGGUGUAGUGCCGGCUUGAUAUCGAUCGAUCUUGCUAAAGAUCUCUUACAAGUGCACCCCAACACUUACGCUCUUGUGAUAAGCAUGGAGAAUAUUACCCUGAAUUGGUAUUUCGGGAACGAGAGGUCAAUGCUCGUUUCGAACUGUCUCUUUCGAAUGGGUGGUGCUGCUAUUUUGCUGUCGAACAAAAGAUCCGAUUAUUGGAGAUCGAAGUACAGAUUGGUCCACACCGUAAGAACACAUAAGGGCUCGGACGAUAAGUGUUUCUCUUGUGUAACUCAAAUGGAGGAUCCGAAUGGAAAAGUCGGAGUUGCCCUUUCGAAGGAUUUGAUGGCAGUUGCAGGCGAUGCACUAAAGACAAAUAUCACUACAUUGGGCCCACUUGUCCUGCCCAUGUCCGAACAGUUGCUUUUCUUCGCCACUCUAGUUGGGAAGAAGCUUUUGAAAAUGAAGCUUAAGCCUUACAUACCGGAUUUCAAGUUGGCGUUCGAGCAUUUCUGCAUACAUGCAGGUGGAAGGGCGGUGUUGGACGAGUUGGAGAAGAAUCUCCAGCUGUCUGAUUGGCAUAUGGAACCUUCUAGAAUGACCCUGUACCGAUUCGGAAACACGUCGAGCAGCUCACUGUGGUAUGAGCUGGCGUAUUCGGAAGCUAAAGGGAGGAUUAAGAGGGGAGAUAGGACUUGGCAGAUUGCUUUUGGAUCGGGCUUUAAAUGUAACAGUGCUGUGUGGAAGGCUCUUAGGUCUAUUGAUCCAGCAAAGGAGAAAAGCCCGUGGAUGAAUGAGAUUCAUCAAUUUCCUGUGGAGGUCCCUAAGGUUUCGCUUCUUUGAUAAAUUUGAAAGGUUUCUUGAAAAUUUGCGAUUAGGUCCUUUUUUUCUCGAGUUCUCUUUCUUUGUUUUCGUAUUCUGGGAGAAUGGAAAAAAAAUUGUUUUUAGGGGUGAUAGGAGUUUUUAUGUUCUAUUUUGGAAGACUAGUUUGUAGAGUUUGAGAUCCAGCUGGACUUAUAUGUAGCGAAAAAGUUAUAUGAGGGGUGUUUGUGUAUUUAUUUGGAGCUGGGGAUCAAUCUUGACAGCAUGCUAGGCUUUUUCUCAUUUUGACUUAUUUAUUGUGGUCGAUGGCUUGCGUCGAGGGCAUUUUGGUGCUGAAUUGUGUAUUAUUUGAUCUCGAUGUAAGUUUCUAAUCUUUAUUUAUCUUCACUUGAAUCUAUCUCUGUGUAAGAACUGAGUUAUUGAAGUGAUUAUUAUUUAGGUACUUUGUUUUGAAA
Messenger RNA from Erythranthe guttata (spotted monkey flower), 2133 nucleotides. RefSeq names its product 3-ketoacyl-CoA synthase 11 (gene KCS11). The record is from RefSeq and is a predicted model, not a curated record. Lineage: Eukaryota; Viridiplantae; Streptophyta; Magnoliopsida; Lamiales; Phrymaceae. Gene Ontology annotation, biological process: fatty acid biosynthetic process. Gene Ontology annotation, molecular function: acyltransferase activity, transferring groups other than amino-acyl groups. Gene Ontology annotation, cellular component: membrane.